Messenger RNA from Miscanthus lutarioriparius, 2382 nucleotides. Lineage: Eukaryota; Viridiplantae; Streptophyta; Magnoliopsida; Poales; Poaceae. The record is from the annotation of a GenBank genome assembly.
AUGGUUCAGGCCUCCGCCUUGGCGGCGCUGCUGCGCCGCCUCAGGCGCCACCGCACCCCCGCCGCAGCCCGCCUGCUCCCCCACCGCCUCGUCUCCUCCGCUCCUACUCCCGCUCCGGCGCCCGCCUCGUCCUCGCUGGGACCGCUGCCCUUGCCAGGCCUGCUCGAGGGAGACGGCUGUGGCCGCAGCGGCAGCGGCCUCUCCGCUUCACUCGGCUCCCACCCGCGCCCCCGGCUUCCUCGGCGGCACCAUGCGGCUGCUACGGCUACCAGGGCGGCGCACCAAGCUGCUUCGAGCCCCGAGAGCCCCGCGGUGGCUGCGGCGGCGUCAAGUGAGGCUAGCACUAGCACUGCUGCUUCGCAGUCUGAGAUCGUCGAUUUUAUCAAGUCCGCGUUGGGGAAGCUUGAAGGACAAAAUCAUUGUUGGCUGAAUACUGUGAAUGGCACUUGGAGGAAUUUGAAUGAAGAAGGAAUAUAUCUUGUUCUUUUGUAUCAAUGUUGUGGAACAUUAAACAGCAACGACAAAUAUCCAAUUGCUUUCGAGAGAUUGAAACAUCUGCAACAGAGGUAUCCACGCCUGAAUGUUUUAGCUUUGCAACAUGGGGGUGAUAUUAGUUCUUUAGCAUCUCAAAGCCAAGCUUUCCGUACAAUAGCGAAGGAAUACAUUACAUUUCCUAUCUUGAUGUCAGACAAAGACUUCUCCAAUAUGACAAAUGGUGCUUGCUACUUGCUAUCUGAAGGUUCUAAGGACCCUGUCCUAUUCACAAACUGGGUUGAGGAGCCUGAUGUCAUGAUUAAGGCAAUAGAUGAACUUACUGCGUUGAAAGAAGAACCUUCUGAAAAUGUUCUGUCAAGAGUUUCUUGGCAGAAAGAAGAGGUUGUCAAAGAGCCAUCUGUUGGCUCCUUCAGAAACCUGUUACUUUACCACCCAGCAUGCGUAUCAGUUGAUGAAGAUGGGGAUCGCAUUUUUAUCUCUGACAGUAACCAUCAUAGGAUCAUCAUUAGCAAUAGCAAUGGGAUGAUUUUAGAUUAUAUUGGAUCUUCCCCAGGCUUUGAGGAUGGAGAGUUUGAGUCAGCCAAAUUCUUGCACCCAGCUUCAUCAUUUUAUCAUGCUGCUGAAGACUGUCUAUUUAUUGUAGAUUCAGAGAAUCAUGCGGUCAGAAAAGCAGAUUUGGGAAGAAGGACUUUAGAAACAGUUUAUCCAGUCUUCAAUAAAAGCAAUGGCAUCUGGAGCUGGAUAACCGAUAAGCUUGGUCUCAGGAAAGAAGUUCCUCCAACUAUUCAAGAUUUUGAUGCAGACACCAUAGCACUUCCAUGGCAUUUGAUACAAAUUUCAGAGGACAACUUAUUAAUCACAGACCGCAGCUUUGAAGCUCCAUGGAUCCUGAGAAUAUCAACUGGCGAAAAGCAGGAUAUUGGGAGAGGCAGAGCUGAAGUAACAGAGUCAUAUCAGCAAACUGUAAAGGAGAGGUGUGCCCUUAUAAAGGAUAUGCACAUGAAUUGGUCAUCAAGUGCUAGAGUGCUUUCUGAUUCAAUGGAGAAGAUCCCCAACAGUGAGCUUAUAUCAUCGGUUGCAAGGUUUCAGAAUUACAUUAUCUUCUGUGAUACAGAUGGUCAAAGGGUUCUGAAGCACAACUUGGAUACCAGGACCACCUUAAACAUUGAGUUUUCUAACUGUGAGGUACUUGGGUUGCCAUAUUGGUUUGUUUGCAAUCUCGAGAGAGUAUCAACCUGGGGACAUUCAUCUGGACAAUUUCAAGAGCAUGUACAUCAAGUAGACGUGCUUCCUGGAAGGUGCAACAUCACCGUGUACGUAGACAUUCCAGUUGACACUGAACUUGCCGCACCUUUGUCAGAGAAUUGUAUCUGGCGCCAAGUAAGGGGAUCCGGUGCUGAGGUCUCUGGAUCUGAUGGACCAGACACAGCCACAGAGAAGGUCGGUAUCGCACAGCAGUGGUAUGAUGAGCUGGACAACUUGGCCUUCUCUGAAGUGGCGGAGGAACCUACUGCUGCCCAUGGAGACGACAGCAAACCUGGUGAUCAAAGUUACCAGGACCAAAGAAGAGUGCAGUUCACCUGUGCAGUGAACGUUAGUCCUGGGACAUGUGAGCUGGUGGCUUCUGUCGCGUUGUACCUGAAGCUGGCAAGGACAACCGACGCCGUGGACCAGAAGCGGGUGAUGGGGUGCCAGGGCCGCCGUGAGGAGCACGCCGGCGUGGAGCUGCUGAUGGAGAGCCGUGGGGACGACACGAGGGACCUGGUGGUGGUGAAGCCGGUGCACCUGCGGCUGCGGCUGGAGUGUGGCGACCACCCCGCUGGCACCACCAACAAGGAGACCAUCAGCAUCGAGUCCAGCCUCAAGAUCAAUGUCACCUUGGACUAG